Molecule: messenger RNA, 2265 nt
Organism: Morchella sextelata
Lineage: Eukaryota; Fungi; Ascomycota; Pezizomycetes; Pezizales; Morchellaceae
Exons: 4
Coding region: 1-2265 (754 amino acids)
Cellular component (GO): nucleus; RNA N6-methyladenosine methyltransferase complex
Molecular function (GO): mRNA binding
Source: RefSeq, a predicted model, not a curated record
AUGGAUACUACCCGCUACGAGCAUAUUCUCUCUGGAGAUGUCACGAUACCAAUCGAAACACCUCAACUGGCCUCCAUCACAGCUUCAUUCUCACCACAACCCCACGGUCCCCGGAACAAUAGUAUUCCUAUGUCCAUUCCCCCCCCUGCUCCCCCUUCCUCCACCCCUCCCCUCCCCGCUCCUCCAAACCUCUGGUCACCUGCCAACUCCAUUCGAUAUGCAACUGAGCCAUCUCAGGGCUACGGGCGCCUCCGUCAUCUAGACCGUAUGAAGCGCGAACAACACGUCCUAGCAGCGCAUGAGCCCCUGGUUAUGAAAUGGGAUAUGCAAGAUCUCAGUAAGAUUAUCGAAGCUCUUGAAUCAAGCAGCAAAGGUCCCCAGAAACAAAAGAAGCCGUGGCAAGACAAAAGAGACGAACCAGCUUCAAAAUUCGAUCCGAGAGCACCACAUUUUGAUGUGGUUUUGAUUGAUCUAACGAACGCAUCAGAGAGCCUGUACGUCAAGUGUACAGAGAGUGACAUUGACGACAGUAACCUAGAGGAUCUAGGGGAAGCCGAGUUACCACAAAAAGAGGGAGAUGGGGGGAACGAACCUCACGAUAGCCCUGGGAAUAAUAAUGCCAGGGGUGAUAGAGUGAGAAAGGACAUAAAUAAUCUAUCAAUGGAGAGCCUAGCAGGUCGUCCUGGGUGGUUGUUUCUAUGGGUCGGUACCACGGAGAAUAUACCAGAAGGUAGACGCAUAUUAGGAAAAUUCGGCUUCAGAAAGGUUGAGUGCAUAGGAUGGAUGAAAACUACCAAUGGAACUUGGGACAAGGUCAUAAUACCCGAGGGUGAAUAUCUUUCCUCUGAGCCUGCCGGAAAUGGUGUUCUCCGCCGUGGGCUCGAAUGGUGUUUAGUGGGUGUCAAGGGGACAGCAAAACGCACCUAUGAUUCACAUCUCAUCCACUGUAAUGUCAGUACAGAUGUACUAGUCUGUGACGGCUCAUGUUCUCCAAAGUCCUCGUUGCUCUCGAGGAUUAUCGAGAAUUUUUCCAUGGGCCAACGUCGCCUUCAUUUAUUUGCUAAGCCUGGAGAUGAGCGCUCUGGAUGGGUAUGCGUUGGCAAGGACUUCACAGAAACCACUUUCGAUUGUAGGAAGUACAUGAGGUUCUGGGAGGAAAAGGGAAAACACGGAUGGUUAAUGCCGUUUGACGCAGAGAUCGAAUACUUUCGUCCAAAGACCCCUCCACUGCAAGUCCGAAAGCGUGAACGCACUGGUUUAGGCUUAAGCAUCGCCACUAAAACUUCCCAUAGUUCAAUCAAUAACAGAGGAAAGUGGGAAGAUGAUCCUCCAAAGUUCUUUCACAAUGGCCAGAGAAAAAGACCAGUUAUGCGUUAUACGUCCCCGGAAGAUGACCCCAAAAACCAUAAUAAAUUUCUUGUCCCCAUCAGUGGCAAUAGGGGUGCGGAUCCUGCUUCGGAAUCCACACAAGUCCCGAACCAGUCCGUGCCGAAAAUUCGACUCAAUUACCAAAAUUCACAUGUCACUCAACUCAGAAGUGCUUCUGAGCCUAACCCAGGCACACAAGGGGUGCAAUUUCAUCCAUCUCCCAGUGCUAGGAGCUUUAGUCCGAAUUCUUUAUCAAGGAAAGCUCAAGGGAGCACAAGCAAUCCUACAAUGACCGAUAUUCCGUCACAGAAUACUAGUUCUGUAGCAUCUUCAACUGGUGGAGACUAUUAUUUCUUGGCUAGCGGUCUAAUCCCGAAUAAGAAAUCGGAUAUUCCAUCGGAUAAUAAGGAUUCUGCUCCAAAGCCAUAUCAGCAGUACCUCCUCCAGUCAUCCAAACCGACUAAGCCCAGUCUGCCCAGUUCUCGUAUUCCCUCAGUCGGUUCUCAACAAGGGAGUAGGAAUAUACCUAGUAACUCUACUAGUAACCCCCCUUCUCAUCAGUCAAUGUCAAGAUCAGUGUCAUUGCAGUACUCUUCUCCUUUGGACGUUCAUCCCGCACACCCUCAUCAAUCCAGUCAUUUCCUCGCGGAGCCUAGAGAAGCCAAACCAUCCCAUUCAGCCGUUACUGUCUCUCUUCCCAUUCCAGCUUCUACUGCCGAGUAUCGACACAAUCCACCACCACCGGGCCUUUACCACCAGAAUCACAUGCCGCAGCAGCAGCAGCAGCAGCAGAUGGCCAAUGCGUACCCGGCCCAUCAGCUUCAUCCCCAACAGACCCAGCAGUUACAACCACAGCCACAAUUCGGACAGCAUAAUGCAAACGGAUUCCAGUAUUAG